This is a messenger RNA of Suillus discolor, 232 nucleotides long. RefSeq lists its product as uncharacterized. The transcript has a single exon. The annotation marks the transcript as partial. Lineage: Eukaryota; Fungi; Basidiomycota; Agaricomycetes; Boletales; Suillaceae. The record is from RefSeq and is a predicted model, not a curated record.
GUUUGGGGUGGUAGAGUGGGACUUGGUGCGCAUCUUUCUUGUCUUUGAUGCGUUUGUGGUUGUUCUUCGUCUCUCUUCCUCCUGUUGGCCUCUUCCUCCUACAUUGGCUUUCUCGUCCUGCGAUAGCCUUCCCUCCAGUCUCGGAGUGUUUUUAGGCUCGUUCUUUGUGACCGUUGUUCACCAGUUCACUGAAUUCGACCUGUUUCUCCCAAAGGACCGACAUGACUCACGG